GAAUGGUAAAAAAAUAUUCUUGGGCGGUUGAAACGACGAUAGUGACAAUUUGAUCAGGGUUGGCGGUGUGGUCACCUAAAGCACGCUGCGACUAGGCGCUAAUCGCUUGCCACCGCAGCGGCUUCAUCAUUGGCAACCGAGCUAAAGUUUUAGCCUUUAGGGGGAACAUUUCGACCCGACCACCAGAAAUCCACAAAUUCCAUGUCCAGAUCGCCUCUUCUCCUUGCCAGCGCCCGCAAAGCCGUGACCGCCCAAGCACUACUGCCACGAAACAACCGUAGCCAGCCGAGGCGAGCCAUGCACGAAGCAAAAGUCCAGCCCGCGGCCCCUGGGCGGCCGGCGUCGCUGUUCCUGCCGUCGUCGACGGCCCCACCGCCGCCAUCACCGUCACGGCUGCGGCGGCGGCGGCAGCGGCGCGGGCUCGUCUUCUUCAUACCCGGCAACCCGGGCCUGAUCGGCUACUACGUCCCGUUCCUGUCGCACCUCCGGCGGCUCCUGGACGAGGCCGAGCGGCGGGACAACGACGGCGGCGGCGGCGGCGGCGGCGGCGGCGAGCAGCAGGACAGGAUGGCGCUCGACGUCUUCGGCACCAGCUUGGCCGGGUUCGACGACGCGGACCACGCGCCGCCGUUCGCGCUGCCGGCGAGCCCGCCGCGCGACGUCGAGCACCAGGUGCGCUUCGUCGCCGACCUGGUCGCGGAGCGGGACGCCUUGUUUUCGUCGUCAUCGGUUUCGGCAGCAGUCGGGGGAGAAGAAGGAGGUGGGUACGACGCCAUCAUCCUCAUGGGUCACUCGCUCGGCACGUACCUGGCCUGCGAGGUGCUGCACCGCGACCUCGUCGCCCGGCGGAAGGGCGACCAGCAGCAGCAGCAACACCAGCAGCAGAGCAGGCCCCGGCUGCGCGCCGGCGUGCUUCUCAUGCCCACGAUAACGCACAUGGCGCGGUCACCGUCGGGCCGGCGGCUGGACGCGGUGCGGCAAUCAAAAACGCUGGACCGCUGGGCGCACGUGGCGGCCGCCGUCGUGCUGGCGCCCUGGCCGCGCUGGCUGCUCGCGCUGCUGCUGCGCCGGGCCUGGGGCAUGGCGCCGCACGGGGCCGCGACCACGGCCGCCUGGCUCAAGAGCAGGGACGGCGUGUGGCAGGCGCUGCACAUGGGAAAGGACGAGAUGGUGGUCAUCGCCGAGGACCGCUGGGCCGCCGACAGGUUCUGGGGAGGAGGGGUGGAGGGGGCGGUCGUGGGGACGGUGAAGGAAGGGGAGGAGGAGGAAGGGAAAAGGGACGGAGUGCGGCCGCCGAGGUUCUACAUGUUUUACGGCAAGGACGACCACUGGAUCUCGGACGAGAUCAGGGACGAGUUCAUCGCUGCCAGGCGCGGGCAGAAGGGGGUCGCCGAGGGCGAGUGCGCAACCAUUGUGCUUGAUGAGAGCGGCGUGAUCCCGCACGACUUUUGCAUAAACUACAGCGAGCCCGUGGCCGAAAAGGUUAUCGUUUGGCUUGACGAGCUCGCAGAGCAGCUGUGAGGCCUGCAGCUUUUGUUUUGUUGACUUUUCUUAUUCUCGGUCAUACAUUCGGCCCAUACAUUGUUCAAGGAUAGAGAUAGAAUUAGAGCCAAAAACUGUCCAGCCAAACAAGUAUAGAAUGAGGUCGCUGGCUUAUACGAUGAGAUGCAAAGCU
Gaeumannomyces tritici R3-111a-1 is the source of this 1675-nucleotide messenger RNA. RefSeq lists its product as hypothetical. Bases 202 to 1521 code for a protein of 439 amino acids. The record is from RefSeq and is a predicted model, not a curated record. Gene Ontology annotation, cellular component: lipid droplet. Gene Ontology annotation, biological process: lipid storage. Gene Ontology annotation, molecular function: lipase activity. Lineage: Eukaryota; Fungi; Ascomycota; Sordariomycetes; Magnaporthales; Magnaporthaceae. The transcript has a single exon.